AUGACGCUUAACGAAAUUCGCGUUUCUGGAUACUGGAUAAUAGCUUCCAGAGCAACAGUGUCGGCCUACGUGUGGAAGUGCAUUCCAUGCCGUAAAUUACGUAGACCUGCACAAGUGCAGAGGAUGUCUGAUUUACCACGAGACAGACUAGAACCCACAGCUCCAUUUACUUAUAGUGCUGUGGACUACUUUGGACCUUUCUACGUGAAGGAAGGACGCCGUGAACUAAAACGAUAUGGUGUGCUUUUCACCUGUUUGAGCUCGCGUGCAAUCCACAUUGAGACUGCUAACUCACUAAGUACUGAUUCGUUCCUGAACGCCUAUCGCCGCUUCAUUGGCCGCCGUGGACCGAUUCGUCAACUUCGAUCGGAUAGAGGAACUAAUUUUGUUGGUGCAAAGGGUGAAUUACUAUGUGCGUUGACAGAGAUGAAUCACGAGAGAGUGCAUCAUGAGCUUCUAAAGGACAGUUGUGAUUGGGUGACAUUCAAAAUGAACGUGCCUCAUUCCAGCCACAUGGGUGGAGUUUGGGAGAGGAUGAUUAGAUCCGCCAGAAAUGCUUUGUCUGCCUUACUGAUGACACAUGGUAAGCAGCUUGAUGACGAGUUGCUUAGAACACUACUUGUUGAGGCAGAAGCCAUUGUGAACAGUCGUCCCCUCACAUACACUGAUGUUAGUUCAACAAGCUCAUUAGAACCACUCUCCCCUAGUCAAAUAUUGACAUUAAAAUCUAAUGUUGUUCUUCCACCACCCGGAGAAUUCCAGAGAGCUGAUGUGUAUUGUCGCCACCGUUGGAGGCGUGUGCAGUACCUCGCGAAUGAAUUCUGGAGCCGCUGGAAGACAGAGUUCCUACCGACUCUCCAAGAACGACAAAAAUGGGUUGCCUCCCAACCAGAUCUACAGAAGGAUGACGUUGUGAUGAUGAUGGAUGAUAGCCUGCCGCGAUCCAGAUGGCCACUUGCACGCAUCAUCAAAACUUUUCCCAGAGAAGAUGGUCAUGUCAGGAAAGUCCGCCUAGCAGUUGGACAGUCUAUUUAUGAUCGACCAAUACAUAAACUUGUAUUGUUAGUUAGCCAAGGUAUCCCCGUCAAGGAGCCUGAUGUUGAAGUAUAA
Molecule: messenger RNA, 1110 nt
Organism: Saccoglossus kowalevskii
Lineage: Eukaryota; Metazoa; Hemichordata; Enteropneusta; Harrimaniidae
Biological process (GO): DNA integration
Molecular function (GO): nucleic acid binding
Source: RefSeq, a predicted model, not a curated record